AUGGGUAUCCUUUGGUCUCGCCUGUUUGGAAAAGAAGAAUUGAAACUGGUAAUUCUAGGACUCGAUAAUGCUGGAAAAAGUACAAUUCUAUACAAGAUUACUAUGGGUGAAGUAGUUGCUACUGCACCUACAGUAGGGGCGAAUCAGGAACUCUUUGAAUAUAAAAACUUGAAAAUUCGAAUGUGGGAUCUGGGCGGACAAUCGAGUCUCCGGUCAACUUGGUCAUCUUAUUAUGGGAAAUCAAAGGCGUUGAUCAUGGUUGUAGAUUCAACAGAUCGAGAAAGGCUUUCACUAGCGAAAGAUGAACUACAUCGGGUAGCGACGGAUGCAGCUCUUACCCCUGAAUCAGGAGCAGCACCGGCAUGCCUUUUGAUCAUGGCUAACAAACAAGAUGUAAAAGGAUGUAUGACUCCUGCCCAGGUAUCAGAAGGUCUCGCCCUCACUGAAUUGCGUGAUCGGCAAUGGCAAAUUGUUGCAUGCUCGGCCCUCACAGGAAAGGGUUUAAUGGAAGGCAUGGAUUGGAUUGCGUGAAACUUAAAACCUGAAACAGGUUUCCCAAUCUCGAAGCACAAAUCAAUCCUUUCAAUCCACUAUCUUCACCUUCUCAUCCGCUCUGGGACAUCCACGACUAGAUUCCGAUUAGGUUUUGGAGAUCAUAUGGACUUGCAUUACUUUCUUCAUCAAUGUGUUCAAGUUUCCUUUUGCUUUCCUUUGACUGUUUUUCGGGUAUCAGAAAUCGAUAUUUGUGGUUUUCUAGGAGUUUCAUUGGUGGGCUAAUUUUGCAAUCAGAUGUAAUAUCAGCGGCUAUAUGUGAAUGUCGUCAUUUGGGCAACGACGUGCUGGUAAUGAUCACCUCCCCUGCCUCGUGAACCACCCACAUUGCGGACGCCAGGUUAUGGCACAAUCGUUAUCUUCCACAUUGCUAGGGUGCUCUU
Molecule: messenger RNA, 935 nt
Organism: Melampsora larici-populina 98AG31
Lineage: Eukaryota; Fungi; Basidiomycota; Pucciniomycetes; Pucciniales; Melampsoraceae
Exons: 8
Coding region: 1-531 (176 amino acids)
Biological process (GO): intracellular protein transport; vesicle-mediated transport; protein localization to Golgi membrane
Cellular component (GO): trans-Golgi network; cytoplasm
Molecular function (GO): GTP binding; GTPase activity
Source: RefSeq, a predicted model, not a curated record